Habropoda laboriosa is the source of this 2640-nucleotide messenger RNA. RefSeq names its product sorting nexin-14-like. Gene Ontology annotation, biological process: autophagosome maturation. Gene Ontology annotation, molecular function: phosphatidylinositol-3,5-bisphosphate binding. The record is from RefSeq and is a predicted model, not a curated record. Lineage: Eukaryota; Metazoa; Arthropoda; Insecta; Hymenoptera; Apidae. Gene Ontology annotation, cellular component: late endosome. The transcript is spliced from 9 exons. Bases 1 to 2640 code for a protein of 879 amino acids.
AUGGCACUCCUCUCUACUAAUAAAGUGCAAGACUUUUAUAUGUGCAAUAUAACAAUUCCAGUGACUGUUUUUACGUUAGCUGCAUUUAUUUUCCUGGUGUUUAAAAGCAUCAUCUGGGUAUUAAUUAUAUGUUGCCUCUAUGUAACGAGUAUCUUUUAUGGACUUGCAAUAUUACAAUAUGUCAGCGUGGUGUUAGUGAAUCUAAAUGCUAUAAGCGAUACAUUUAAUCCAGCCUACGAAACGAAAGACCCUUGUGCCAUUUGCAGCAACAAUAGUUGUAACAGGCAUAAAUUGUUACCACAUUCGACUAAAGUCAAAAUACCAAAGGAUGUUGACCAAGCAUUGCAAUACCUUCUCGACGAUCUAUUGCAGAAGUAUGUUUGUGCAUGGUAUUCAGAUUUUUCGACGAACGAAGCGUUCGUGCAACAACUUCGUUUAACUACAGUGACAGCAACCAAAAACGUGACAGUCCGGCUGCUUCGUACAGACGUAGCAAGUGUUGUGUUUCAUCGUUUAAUACCGUUGAUUUUACAACAUGCUCAGGACUGGAAAGCGUUGCGCUCGAACAUACAAAAUACGUCCGACAAGUCUCAGUUUGGGAACAAACUGAUCGAUUACUUUGGCCGUGAGAUUCAUCCGGCGAGUUACUCUCGCAAGGCUGAGUUAAAUUAUCUCAGAGGAGUGGUUACUGUGGUUAUACCACACUUACUCCCUGCUAUACAUAUAUCUACCAAUAACAAGGUUAUACUUCGGGAAAUUUUAGCAAAUUGGAUUCUGUUACCAGCAGUCGAUGCAAUCGCUGAUCCAGAUAAUAUAAAUGCAUUGGUAAUGUUAUCGACCCAUGGCAGUUCAGUUUCUAAUCACGUGGAUACGGUGAACGUACCAAUGCUGCAAUAUUGGAUAACGACUCCGUUGGUAGUGAAAACCACGCAAGAUUAUCUAAGACCUUCGUUGGAUGAAAUUUUGGCCGAUCCUCGACUGUUGUAUAUGUUCAUGCAACAUAUCAAAGAGUCUGGCCCCAUGAAUCUUUUUCAGUUUUGUUUAGAUAUUGAUGAUCUUAACACACGUAUGUUAAAUCCAGAGAUGAAUUCAGUCGCUGAAAUCAGUUUACAUACAGAUAUUCAGAAUAUGUAUGCAACAUACUUAAAUCCUGAAGGACCAGAAUAUAUAAAUUUACCAGAAGAUAUAUCAAUGGGUAUACGACAAAUUCUCGAUAAAGGUCCGAAGAAAAUUCAAGAGAUGAGGACCUCGCGAGCAUUUUAUCAAGCACAUCAAGAAGCACAUGCUCUAUUAGAAUCUACUUGUUUACCAUCUUUCCAUCAUAGUUACCAAUUGUACGACUUGUUAUGUGGACAACCAGUUCCAAAUCGUGUUAAACAGUCUUCUCGUAUGAGUGUUACUAGUGCAUCUGGCACUCUACUAUCAAAGACUGGAAAUCACUUUAUGAAGAUCGACGACGUUUUAAGGACAUCUACAAUGGACGGUAUAGCUUAUCAAGGCAUGUAUCGAGGCGAAGAGAUCGAUUCUCGUUCCUACAAUGAGAUGAAAUGUACCGAUGACAGUUUUCAUCGAGAUCUAACGACGUGGCGGGUUAGCAUUCCACAGAUUGAAACAGGAGAUAAUCAGAUUUUAUACGUGAUUACUGUGCACAACGAGGGAAAAUCCUGGACCGUUUUACGUCGCGAUCAAGAUUUUUAUGUCCUGCGAACACGAUUAGCAGAGUUUCACGGUGACAAGGAAUUAAGUGAUUCGCCGUUACCAUCGAGAAAAAAUCCACAUUUAUCUUGCGCUAUUAAUAAACAACGAUACGAAGAUUUUUUGGAGAAAUUAUUAUCGAAGCCGGUGCUCAGAAGUAGCGAACUUCUAUACAACUUCUUGACAAUGCCAAAUUUGAAGCCUUACUUCACGAAUUAUAGUACUCCGGAUAUUGGUAUAUUGUACCAAAGUGUGGCGUACAAAUUGCGAAAGGAGAAAGGGCAAAACUUGGAUAAAUUCAUGUCGGUGUUUCUGGCCUCGACCAAUGUGAAAAGUGAUUACACUGAUAUCGGGAUCGAACCAUCAGACGAGCCAAGUGCGAGUGAAACAGAAAGAAAAGGGCGACGCGAUCUUCUGUGCGGAGUGUUUGGAGACAAUCUUCAUUUAGAUCUUAAUUUUCGGACCCUGCCUUCUUCUUCAUUGGAACGCUCCCACGUUAAGGGUGCUUGUUUCUGUAUCGCAGAUGCUGUGGACAGGUUACUGAACGUGCCAGCAACAAUUGCACGGGUUUUCUGGAUGUUUGCUUCGACGUCCCGUGCAAAAAUGGACCCGUAUAUUAACAUUCUAUUGUACAAUGCUUUGGCGAAACUUCUAAGCGGCGGUCGUGCGGCCAUUGUGGUGAAGCUUUUACACGCAAAAGUCAUGGGUGAUAAGAGUCGUACGAAAGACACGAAUUUUCAAGCAAAUCGUCGAAAUUACUACGUAAGCGCGAAAAAAGGAUUAUAUGGUUUAUUACCGUAUUGGCUAAUAGGAUUUUACAAACCAUGGACUGAAUUAAUGGAUUCCAUUUUAGAUGCGUUACAAAAUGCACCGCUCAAUAAACAUCUUGCGUAUGUCCUUCUGGAUCAGAUUUUGAUAAAUCUGUUCCCAGAACUUACAACUUGA